GAGCUCCCUCUCCUCUAUGUCCCGCCGCUCAUUUUUCUCAGGACGUAUUUCCGUGGCCUGCCCCAUCUGCACGCCGCAGCCGAGGCCUUCUUCAGGAAGUGCCAAGAGGAUCCCAACGCCCCCCCGCUCUAUGUGGACGGCCGCUGGGUCGGGUGGGAUGGCGUCGCACAUUCCCAUGAGGACACGCUGCACUGGAUCGUAGGACUUUCCCGGGAGCUGGCUACCUUCGUCGCCGAGGGCUACAGGCCCGCCGGGGCCUACAAGCCCAUCCCCAUACGCACCGAAUGGCAAGUCGAGCCGGCUUUCGACAUUGUCCAGAAGCUUGAGAUCCACCACAAGAUCGAGGUCUCUGGGAUCAGUGACCCUACUGCGCACCAGAGAAACUGCUCUGCCUCUGCCCUGCCCCUGGUGCUCCCGCCACACGACCCCAUGACCGCCCCGUCUGCGCGAAGGGGGCCCGCGGCGUGGUUCGAGCCCUCCGCGAGGCAUGCCAGACGGCUGCUCGCCAACGACCACCGACGCCGCUUUGUCAUGGGCUUUGCCAUGAGCGGGUCUCUGAUGCGGGUCUGGUCGUUUGAUCGGGCGGGCGGCGUGGCGACCGAGGUAAUGGACAUCCACAAGCACGGGCUCUGGUUCGUCUCGACGCUUCUCGGGUUCCUCUGCUCCGACGAGAAACAGUUCGGGUUCGACACGACCAUCACCAGGACGGGGCCAGACAUGAUCCACUUCCAUCUCCAGCGCGAGAACAACCGGACAGAGCUCCUGAGCACGGACGAGCAGGUGUCGCACUCGACCUUCAUCUCCGGCCGGGGCACCAAGGUGUACAGAGCCCUUCACCCGUACGACAAAGACCUACCUCUCACCAUCAAGGACUCCUGGCAGGUUGCCGGGAGCCAGCAAGAGGGCGAGCUCCUCCGCAAGGCUACCGAGUGCCGUGUCGUCAACGUGGCCCGGUAUUAUCACCACGAGACUGUGAAGAGCGGCGGCCUAGACGAUGAUAUCGACAACAACGUGCGCAAGGGACUCCACGACGCCUUGGCUCAUGCGUGGACAGCUCGCAGCAUCACUGCCGCUGCCGGCCUCAGUUACACCACCGCCGGCUCUAAGCGGUCAGCAAUGCAGGCGCUGAUAGAUCCCACGCCGCCGAAGCGAUUUCGCUACACUCCGCGGGCGAGACCGAACCGCGUGCACCGGCGGGUGGUGAUGCGCGACUUUGGCGAGCCGCUCACGUGGGCCGAGUCUCCAGCAGUCCUGCUCCGCAAGCUGGAGCAGUGCAUCGAGGGCCACGAAUCUCUUUACAAGAAGGGCCGCAUCCUUCACAGGAACAUCUCGGUCGACAACCUCCUGAUCAACUCGGACCCCGACAACUCCUCCUGGCCCGCCUUCUUGUGUGACCUGGAUGUCGCGGUGGACCUGGACAACAAGAGGGCCCAGGAGGCCUGGGAGUCCGACUCGGUUGGAACCCGGCCCUUUAUGGCCAUCGGCGUGCACCUUGGCGAGCAGCACACCUUUAUGCACGACCUCGAGUCCUUCUUCUGGGUUCUCUUUUGGGUGUGUACCCACCUGGAAAUGCGAGGCUCCAUGCGGGACUCGUACAAGUUUGACGGCUGGAACAGGGACUGCGAUCGCGCCACCGUCAUCGCCGACAAGAAACGCAUCAUCACCGACCGAGGCUUCAAGGCCGUCUCCGAGCAAUACUUCACCUGGUAUGCCUCGCCCAUGAAAGACUGCCUCGACGAGCUGCGCCGCGCCCUAUUCCCCAACGGCAGACAGUGGAAGACGCCGGAUCUGGACAUGUAUGCUCGCAUGAAGCAGAUCCUUCGUCGGUACAGU
This is a messenger RNA of Cryphonectria parasitica EP155, 1833 nucleotides long. RefSeq lists its product as uncharacterized. The annotation marks the transcript as partial. The record is from RefSeq and is a predicted model, not a curated record. Lineage: Eukaryota; Fungi; Ascomycota; Sordariomycetes; Diaporthales; Cryphonectriaceae. The transcript is spliced from 2 exons.